AUGUUCGUUGUGGUCCACCCCGACACUGCCAGGGGGAAGAUUUCGCAGAUUUCGGCCGAUCCCGCAGCCGACGUCGAGCACCUUCCGGCCGCCGAGGAAACAACGCGCCUUCCAUUUGGCGCCUUGAAGCUCACGCAACCGAGCCGUGUACUGGUGUCGGUGGUAUCACCGCUACCUUCGUAUCGGCCUCCCAGGAAGGCCUGUGUUCUCGCGAUUGUUCUCGCGUCGAUCGUUGGUGGAUCUUCGAACUCGGCCACUGGAGACUCACUUUCGUCGAGUGAUCCGGAUCAUAACCUCACGAUUCGCCGACAUGUACGCCCCACGCCGAGAAGCCGACCCCCGGCGACGCAUACACUCCCGCCUGUGAAGACCGAUGGCACACCCGAGUCGGUGCAACCGCACCGAAUUUCCGUCGUCGGCCGGUUUACCAGGGCGAACACACUCUCAAUGCACUCAUCGACGAGAUACUUCCCUGACGAAAACCCAGACUCACUCCCGGCGGGCGGCCGUUGGUCGUCGAAGAAGUCCUUCUGUCUUCGACCACGGCCCGGACGGAUCAGCUGCGGUCAUCCG
Molecule: messenger RNA, 573 nt
Organism: Mesorhabditis spiculigera
Lineage: Eukaryota; Metazoa; Nematoda; Chromadorea; Rhabditida; Rhabditidae
Source: the annotation of a GenBank genome assembly